This is a messenger RNA of Castor canadensis (American beaver), 1490 nucleotides long. Lineage: Eukaryota; Metazoa; Chordata; Mammalia; Rodentia; Castoridae. The record is from RefSeq and is a predicted model, not a curated record.
AUGGACGUCGGUGCGGACGAGUUUGAGCAGACCCUCCCCCUGCUGCAGGAGCUCGUCCUGGACGCGGACUUCGUGGGUCUGGACAUAGAGUUCACUGGCCUGCGUUCAGACUUGUCGGGGCCUCAGCAGAUCAGUCUUUUUGAUUUGCCAUCGGAGUGGUAUCUAAAGACCCGCCGGAGUGUUCAGCAAUUUACGAUCUGUCAGAUUGGAUUGUCUGUGUUUUCCAGUAUUGAAGGAGAGUCAAACAAGUAUGUAGCUCAUUCGUGUAACUUCUUUCUCUUCCCUACAACAUUUGGGAUUUUGGACUCAGAAUUCUCUUUCCAAGCUUCUAGUGUUCAGUUUUUGAAUCAGUAUGGCUUCAACUAUAACAAGUUUCUCAAAAACGGAAUCCCAUAUAUGAAUGAAGAGCAGGAGAAGAAAAUAAAGCACAAUAUCCUGACGGGGAACUGGAGAGUUCGCAGCUCUCUGGAUAAAGACCAAAUCAAGGUUGUGAUUGAUGAGGUGACACGAUGGCUUGACCUGGCGGAGGAAGGUGACCGGAUGACUCUGCCUGGUAUUGCUGGGUUCCAGGCCUUUGAGGUCCAAUUGGUGCUGAGGCAGGCCCUCCCCAACAUCUGGACAGUGCUGAAAAAUGAGGGGGUGGUGGUAAAGAAGGUGAGUCGGCAGCACCGCUGGUACCUUGAACAUGCCUCUUGUGACAGGGCCAGCUGUUGGAAAGAGCAGAUUCUUCUCUCUGCCAGGGGCUUUUCUGUCUUUUUCCAGAUGUUGGUGAAAGCCCAGAAGCCCUUGGUAGGGCAUAACAUGAUGAUGGACCUGCUGCAUCUCCAUGAGAAGUUCUUCAGACCUCUCCCAGAAAGCUAUGAUCAGUUUAAGCAGAAUGUCCAUAGCCUGUUUCCUGUUCUCAUUGACACCAAGAAUGUGACAAAGGACAUCUGGAAGGAACUGCAUUUCCCACGUGUGUCCAACCUCUCAGAAGUGUACGAAGUGCUGAGCAGCAACUUGAAUUCUGGACCAGAGAUUGUUCAUGCAAGGCAGUGUGAAAAAUACGCCAAGACAAAGUGCCCUCAUGAAGCAGCAUAUGACGCCUUCCUCUGCGGGUCAGCAUUCAAGUUCCCACUGAAUUUUUCUGGCCCAGACUAUCCCAGCAUCCGGCCGCCUGUCCUCAUCCUCACUGUUAGGAGGUGGCCUGGGGCCAGUGAGCAGCAAGUCUAUCGUGAGUUCCAGAAUCUCUGCAAGUUCGAUGUCAGGCGGCUCACUCAGAGCCAGUUCCUGCUCCUGACCAAUAAGUUUAAGGAUGCCCGCAGUGUCUUGAAGGAGUAUAGGUGCCACCCAACCCUGCAGGUCUCCCUGUACCGGUACUGGAGACAUUCCCCUAACAUCACCUGCAUGUUACAAGUCUGCAGCAUAGUCACCACCUGGGCCCUUUUCGCAUUUCUCCUGGGAAGAGCCAGCCUCUGAGAGCACCCAGUCUCCCUCAGCCUCGUCCUGUG